ACACUAACAAACGGGAAAACAGUCCAUUGCCGAGACAAACUGCUGCUCACUGAUCCAUUGACCCAUAGAGAGACUCUCAAAAUGGAAAAGGGAAGAAGAGCUCCCGGAACUUGCGAGUGGAUCAGAGAGAAUGAAGCAUAUAAAUCUUGGCUUGACGGUGAUGAGAAGUGCCUGUGGAUCCAUGGUGGCCCUGGAAAAGGUAAAACAAUGCUUUCUAUUUUCUUGACGGAAGAACUUGAAAGCAAAGAAAUAACUUUAUUAUUUUUCUUUUGUAUUAAUGGAGAUAAAAAUCGAAAUAAUGCGAUUUCCGUUCUAAGAGGACUGGUAUACCAACUUCUUACUAAGCAUCUAAAUUUAUUAAAAUAUAUUUCGUCAUAUUUCGAAACGGAAAAGAUAGCUGAAAAUACAUUAUCAUCGCCGGUUGCUCUCUGGUCAAUGUUCAAGACCCUACUACAAAGCCCAGAGCUCGGCGCCGUCUUUUGUGUACUCGACGGGCUUGAUGAGUGCGAUGAAAAUUCCCUGGAGAACCUGAGCAGGCAGUUCCGUGACUUUUAUUUUCCAUCGGAUCACAAAAGACACAUUGCUCAAAAUUUGAAGUUGGCGAUUGUGAGCCGAAAAAUCAAUGGGCUACAGGGCUUUCGCCAGAUUCGAUUGGAUCCUGACAAUAAUAACUGCAUAAAUGAAGAUAUCAAACAGUUCAUCUCCGCCAGUGUGCAAGAGCUGUCACGGCUGCCAGGCUUUAACGAUGGCUUCCGCAAGAAUAUAGAGAAAACUCUGUUGAGUCGGUCUGAAGGCACCUUUCUAUGGAUAGGUUUCGUCAUGUGCGAGCUCUUAAGGUGCAUAACGUGCACAGAGGUGACUGGCGUUCUCAAUGUUCUUCCGAGUGGACUUCCUGCCAUGUACGGCCGGAUGUUGAAGCAGAUUAAGAGCAGUCAACGACGCCUUUUAUCCUCGAUCUUAAUUUGCGUCACAAUGGCCCUUCGCCCAAUGAAAUUGGAGGAAUUAAAGACAGCUGUAUCCCUCUUGAGCGACACAUCGAUUUCCAGCAAUCAUGUCAUGCGUGAUCAUAUCAUAUCUUGUGGACCUAUCCUCCAGACUUAUGAUGGACAAGUUAGCCUUGUUCAUCAAUCAGCGAGGGACUACUUGUUACGGGAGGAUGUUGAUGACGAUCCAAUACUCGAGGAGUUUCGGAUCAAAGCGGAAGAAGCGCAUGCUAAUCUGGCAAAAAUAUGCCUUGAUUACAUUGAAAAGAGCGACUUCCGCCAUCAAUCUCUGAAUAUUGGGGAUCCAGAUGCAUCAAUUUUGCAGAAAUGGCCUCUAUUACAGUACGCAGCAAUGUACUGGCCCGAACAUGCAAGGCGGUCUUUGUAUGCAGACGAGGAUGCGAUCCUCUCUCGGCCUUUCUUCCAGAACGAAUGUACUGUGCGGGAUCAGUGGUGGCAACGUGUCAUAAAUCAAAAGGAUGAGGAUGGCGUUACGGCGCUAGAGUGGGCUGCCGGCAAUGGCCACAAAGCCGUCGUGCAGACACUCCUCGCAAACGGCGCUGAUGUUAACGAACCGGAUGAAUAUGGUUGCAGGUCUAAUGCGCUUGACUCUGCUGCCGGCAGAGGCUACGAAGCUAUUGUGCAGCUGCUGCUUGCAAACGGUGCUAAUGCCAACACGAGAGAUCAUCAUGGCGAUACAGUGCUAAUAUUGGCUACUGAAUUUGACCACGAAGCUGUUGUGCGGCUGCUAAUUACAUACGGCGCUGAUGUUAAUACAGAUAAUAAUUGGGGAGGCGAAACAGCGCUAAUCAUGGCUGCCCGCCGUGGCAGUGAGGCUGUUGUGCAGCUGUUGCUUGCGAACGGCGCUGAUGCUAAUAUCCCGGAUAGAGGUGGCUAUACUGCUCUAAGCAAGGCUGCUGGUUGUAACAAGGAAGCCAUUGUGCAGCUACUGCUUACACACGGCGCUGAUGUUAAUACAAAAGAUAAACAUGGUUAUACAGCGCUACGCAACGCUGCCUACAAAGGCCAUGAAGCUGUUGUGAAGCGGCUACUCACACACGGCGCUGAUGUUAAUAUAAAAGAUAAACAUGGUUAUACAGCGCUUUCCUCCGCUGCUGGCAACGGUCACGAAGCUGUUGUGCGGCUGCUGCUCGCACAUGGCGCU
Trichoderma virens Gv29-8 is the source of this 2148-nucleotide messenger RNA. RefSeq lists its product as uncharacterized. The transcript has 2 exons. The annotation marks the transcript as partial. The record is from RefSeq and is a predicted model, not a curated record. Gene Ontology annotation, molecular function: protein binding. NCBI's taxonomy places the organism in Eukaryota, Fungi, Ascomycota, Sordariomycetes, Hypocreales, Hypocreaceae.